This is a messenger RNA of Symbiodinium necroappetens, 825 nucleotides long. NCBI's taxonomy places the organism in Eukaryota, Dinophyceae, Suessiales, Symbiodiniaceae. The record is from the annotation of a GenBank genome assembly.
AUGCAGUUGAAAUGUAGGCUCGAAAACAAGCUGUCACAGCCAGAGGUCACGUCCACAGCUGCAAGAGUCGUCAGUGCUGGGUGGGGUGACGGCAACAUUGCCGACUUCUUCUUGAACGGUCGCAAAAUUGACAUCCGUGGGGAGGCUGGCCGACGUGGCCUCAACGUGGUGACCAUCGACCCAGACACUCAGCAGGUCAUGUCUCGCAAGACAUACGAUGUCUGGGCGGAUCCGCAGACAGAGAACACUCGCCUAGCCGCUGACAUCAACAGCUUGCCGGAUGGCCGCGUGAUCCUGGUUGCAUGCAAGGACUCAGGCAUGGAAAAUCUCGAUGCCCGAGCAAUCUCGGCACUUUGGAGUGCCGGCGCUUCUGUGCCUGGUGGCAAAGAGAGGGAGGGCUACGCUCUGAUCGGGAUCAAGGGAAGCGAAGCGCUUGCGGAGCAGCAAGGUGGUCGAGUCGAGAUAGAGGGCCAGUUGCCUUUCUUUGUGCGACACCCUCCUCCUCUUCCGCCGAGCUCACCAUCGCCGCCGCCGAUGCCUGCGGCAGCCCAGCCUCGGCAGUUUAGCCCUCCGACCUGGGCCAAGGAGCCCGCAGCUCCGAAGCCGCCCAGCACCUUCCCAACCGCCCCUCCCACUGCAGAGCCUGCGCAGAAGGUGCGUGUACCGAAGCUGCAGGUAGAUCCCCAGGGAGGGGUGACGUACCAAGAUGAGAUGGUCGAACGGGACGGCAAGCCCGAAGAACAGGGCCAAAGUUGGCAGGAGGUCGUGCUCAUGUUAGACAAGCUGCAAGCAAAGAUAAAGGCGAAGCGACUCGCGGGUGCCUGA